Penicillium verhagenii is the source of this 3090-nucleotide messenger RNA. Its product is annotated as Ran GTPase-binding protein LOS1. The record is from RefSeq and is a predicted model, not a curated record. Gene Ontology annotation, cellular component: nuclear matrix; cytoplasm; nuclear pore. Gene Ontology annotation, molecular function: tRNA binding; small GTPase binding. The coding region runs from base 1 to 3090 and encodes 1029 amino acids. Gene Ontology annotation, biological process: tRNA re-export from nucleus. NCBI's taxonomy places the organism in Eukaryota, Fungi, Ascomycota, Eurotiomycetes, Eurotiales, Aspergillaceae. The transcript has 5 exons.
AUGGCUGAACAGGUAGUGAAUGCCAUUCAGAUUGCCUGGAAUCCGACCUCCGACCAAGCCCUCAAAGCGCAAGCUUUCGACUAUCUUAACCAACUACGCUCCGAUCCCUCCGGAUGGCAGAUCUGCCUCGCCCUCUUCACUGAAACCCCACAGCAACCCGAAGUCGUACGACAUGUGAGCCUGGAAGUCGUCAAUAGUGCGGCGCAGGCUGGCUUAAUUGAUUUUUCCUCCUUGAUUAUUGUGCGGGAUAGCUUGCUGGCAUAUCUGCGCCAGGUUUAUGGGCCUAAUGGGACCGCCACCCCCGACGCACCGUCCAUUCAAAACAAAAUCGCCCAGACCGUGACUUAUCUCUUCUCCGCUCUAUACGGAAAUGGCUGGGAAUCUUGUAUCGACGAUCUUUUGAACCUUACAUACAAGUCUGCGGCCAGCACGAGCCGGGAUAACCCGCUCGGAAUAGUUUUCUAUCUGCGUGUGGUGAACUCAAUUCAUGAAGAGAUUGGCGAUGUGCUGGUCUCUCGGUCCCGUGGAGAGCAAGAUAAGGCCAACAAUCUAAAGGAUCUGAUCCGCGACCGGGAUAUGCAGAAAAUUGCAAACUCCUGGCAGGAGAUUCUCUCACAAUGGCGGGAUGGGGAUGAUACAGUCGUAGAGGCUUGCUUGAAGGCAGUUGGCAGCUGGGUGAGCUGGAUUGACAUUAGUCUUGUGGUGAACCAGCCGAUGCUUGAUCUUCUUUUCCAACAACUUGGGCGGGCUGAAAAACAAGAGUUGCGUGAGGGUGAGCAACGAGUUCGUGAUGCAGCUGUGGACGUGUUCACCGAGAUCAUUGGCAAGAAGAUGAAGCCUGCUGAUAAAAUUGAAAUGAUUGUUUUCCUGAAUCUGAAUUCGAUUAUAACCCAGCUCUCUAACAGUCCGCCCCUGCGAGAGAGUCGAUUCACCUCCAAGUACGACACCGACCUAGCCGAAACAAUCGCCAAGCUUGUCAACAUCACCGUCAUGGAUAUUGUCCGCGUUUUGGAAACCGAUACUGGCCCAGUGAAGGAGAAAGCCGAUGACCUUCUGCAGGUCUUCCUGCCUCAUGUCUUGCGCUACUUUUCAGAUGAAUAUGACGAAGUCUGCUCAACUGUGAUUCCCUGUGUUAACGACCUUCUUACAUACUUCCGCAAACUGUCCAAGACAAACCCGACCUUUGAGGACCGGAACAAAGCCAUUCUCCUCCCAGUUCUUAAGGCAAUCAUUGCGAAGAUGCGGUACGACGAGACUUCCAACUGGGGUGAUGAAGACGAGCAGACAGACGAGGCUGAGUUCCAGGAACUGCGCAAGAGGCUUGGUGUUCUACAACAGAUCGUGGCUUCUGCCGACGAACAGUUAUUUAUUGAUGCUAUCUCGGAGCUUGUGGGCACAACAUUUGAAAACCUACGAGUAUCGGGAGGUCAAAUUGACUGGCGUGAUCUGGACCUGGCUCUGCAUGAGAUGUUCUUGUUUGGUGACCUGGCUGUCACUCGCGGUGGUAUUUACCAGAAGAACGCGCCUGCAGGUCCUGCAGCAGCUCGUCUCAUCGAGAUGAUGCUCCGAAUGGUGGAAUGCGAUAUUCGAUCGUUCACCCAUCCUGCCACGCAACUCCAGUAUAUGGAGAUUUGCGUGCGUUAUAGUGCCUUCUUCCAGCACCACACCCACCUCAUCCCUGGUGUCUUGGAGAGCUUCCUCCAGCUCGUCCACCACCCUGUCAAAAGGGUGAAAACUCGUUCUUGGUACCUCUUCCAGCGCCUCGUGAAACAGCUAAGAACCUUUAUUGGCAAUGUGGCUCAGACAGUGGUGGAGGCACUUGGGGAUCUGUUGGUGAUUCACGCUGAACUGCCAUCAGAGGGCGAUGAUGGCGAUGAGAUGUCUUCCGAGGACCACGAAGGUUCUGCGGAUGCUGUGUUCACAAGCCAACUCUACCUGUUCGAGGCUGUUGGUAUUAUCUGCUCUACUAACGGAGUGCCCGCUAACCAGCAAGUCCUGUAUGCCCAGUCUGUGCUAAACCCGAUCUUUGCAGACAUGGAGCGAAACCUUGAAGCGGCCAAGUCCAACGAUGAGCGAGCAUUACUACAGGUUCAUCAUGAUAUCAUGGCACUUGGAACUCUUGCGCGAGGUUUCUCAGACUGGAUGCCAGGUACAAGCACCCCGUCUAACCUCCCAGCUCCAGAGGUCUCGGAAGCUUUCUGUCAGGUGGCAGAAGCGACUCUGGUUUCUCUCGAAUCCCUCAAGGCCUCUUUCAAUAUUCGUACCGCUGCUAGAUUCGCCUUCUCACGUCUCAUUGGUGUCUUGGGAGCCCGCAUCCUUCCCCAAUUGCCCCGGUGGAUUGAUGGGCUUUUGACACAGACCUCUUCAAGAGAUGAAAUGGCACUCUUCCUGCGUCUCCUCGAUCAGGUCAUUUUCGGAUUCAAGGGCGAGAUUUUCAGCAUUCUAGACACUCUCUUGACUCCCUUCUUGCAACGAGUAUUCUCCGGUAUCGCAGAUCCCACCACAGGAACCGAUGAUGAAAUUCAGCUUGCCGAGCUCAAGCGUGAAUAUCUGAAUUUCCUUCUCGCUGUCUUCAACAAUGACCUGGGUGCUGUCAUCAUCAGCGAAAGAAACCAACCGAUGUUCGACACUGUUAUCACCACCAUUGAGCAUUUUGCCAAGGAUAUUGAAGACUUCACCACCGCCAAAAUGGCAUUUUCCGUGCUUCACAAAAUGGGUAGCUCCUGGGGAGGGCCAGAUGUCACCCAAGGUUCUACCAAUGGAACCACGCCGAACCAGACCACAUUGCCCGGAUUCGGUGCAUUCAUGAUUACGCGAUUCUCACCCUUGUGUUGGUCGCUCCCAAUGACUCCCUCCUUCAACUCCAAAGAUGCCCAGGCCAAGCAGGUCCUUGCCGAGGCAGGCGGACUUCAGCGCACAAUCUACCUGAAGACAGGUGCAGAUUAUGUGAACUAUCUACGGACUCAGGAGCUACCAGGCAUGGGAAUGGGAGGGGAGCUUAUUGAAGAGUUUUUGGCGGCAUUGAGCCAGCCGGACGCGAAGGGAUUCCGGCACUUCUUCCCGUCAUUCAUCCAGCGAUUGAGCGCAUGA